GGGUCGUGUUUCCUUCCCGUGCGGUUUUAGAUGCAGCACCAUAACAGAUACGCGUGUAUUUAGCGUGUUAGCAUUUUUUUAAAUAAAGGAUUUUCAUUCUGCUUGUAAAAGUGUUCGGAAAAGGGAAAUAUCGCGAUGGACGAAGAAAACCGAGCUUCCUCGAACUGGAUCACACAGCAUCCCGUGUACCAGGACAUGCUGAAUCUGGGUGUGGACGACCGCGCGCAGGUCUAUGGAGCGUUCCUGGUUUUCCUGGACCUGACAGAAGUUCGGCGGUGGACGGGCGUGGCGGCGGUGCCGUGUCCCGAGCUGCGGGCGGUUCUGCUGGAGGGGCGUGAAAAAGAAGGCGAGGAGGUUCAGGUGGUUUAUCCACUCCCUGCCCACAGAAGCGUCCGGCACAGAGAGCUGAGGUGCAUCGUGGGUCGCGGUAAUCCCGCGCUCCUGUGCGCCGUGGCGUCGGAUUCCACGCUGGUGUAUCAGCGGCUGAGCGACGGCCUCGUGACCCCUGACCCCCCGGUGGACAUCACAGACUUGGGACGCCGUCAGCAUCGAAAACGCAGACUCCGAACGUGACGCGGGAAAAAAGCCGCAGGAUUUCAUCCCCAAUACAGCUACUGCUCCAGAUGUUCUACACCACGCUUCCUCCUGGAACAUCUCAUCUCCAAGAAAGGAAGGAAGAAGAAGCAGCAAAAUGUUUCGUUCUCCACGUGCAAGAGAGGUCAAGCGUCCUCUUAAAAAAAAAAAAAAAGUCCAGGACAGUGUUAUGUUCAUGGCUCUGUGUCUCUCUCUCUCUCUCUCUCUUUCUCUCUCUC
Hemibagrus wyckioides is the source of this 812-nucleotide messenger RNA. It is a transcript of the gene tsen15, whose product is annotated as TSEN15 tRNA splicing endonuclease subunit. The transcript has 5 exons. The coding region runs from base 136 to 573 and encodes 145 amino acids. The record is from RefSeq and is a predicted model, not a curated record. NCBI's taxonomy places the organism in Eukaryota, Metazoa, Chordata, Actinopteri, Siluriformes, Bagridae. Gene Ontology annotation, biological process: tRNA splicing, via endonucleolytic cleavage and ligation. Gene Ontology annotation, molecular function: nucleic acid binding.